Messenger RNA from Anopheles moucheti, 8076 nucleotides. RefSeq names its product syntaxin-1A (gene Syx1A). Gene Ontology annotation, cellular component: plasma membrane; synaptic vesicle; SNARE complex. NCBI's taxonomy places the organism in Eukaryota, Metazoa, Arthropoda, Insecta, Diptera, Culicidae. The transcript is spliced from 10 exons. Gene Ontology annotation, biological process: synaptic vesicle fusion to presynaptic active zone membrane; exocytosis; intracellular protein transport. Bases 595 to 1467 code for a protein of 290 amino acids. Gene Ontology annotation, molecular function: SNAP receptor activity; SNARE binding. The record is from RefSeq and is a predicted model, not a curated record.
GUGGGAAUGGUAGCAUGAAAAGUUGAUGUUUCUGCGAUAAAAGCCGUGUAGGUGCAGAGUGGUGCAAAGGUGCGAAAGAGUGUGAAGGUUUUACAGUGGUGCUAACAGAGGUCGUCGGUGCUGUAGACGACGAGGAGACCGCGGACCUGCAGAUAUCCUGGUGUUACUGUACCUUGUCCCCUUGUCCUAUGUCACGGCCCGUCCGGCAGUCCCAAUAUACCGUUGUUCACCUCAUCAACCAAACGGGAAACUAGAGCACACGCGACUGUUGAUCGAUCGAAGAGACGGUCAGGAAAACGGGUGGUGGUUCUCCGGUUUGUCUGGUGCAGAAGGUGAACAAAGGAGUCGGUGGAUUCAGGCACGAGGGGGUGAUUCUUCUUGCCGAAAUAAGUAGAAGUUUAUUGGUUUCUACGGAAAACAACGCAGACAACCAAGGAAAUCUCCGAUAGAGUAUAUUAGAGGACACACAGACGGACAUUCCGACGCACGCACACAGCGACACAACAUAUUUACGCCCGUACAUACGGUGUACACACAUAUUCCCCCCAGCAGGAAGUGCGUAGAGGGAGCCACCGGCGAUAAGAAGCGGUCAAAAUGACGAAGGACAGAUUAGCAGCUCUGCAAGCGGCACAGAGCGAUGAUGAGGAUAUGCCCGAGGAUGUGGCUGUGCCGGUGGAGGGCAGCUUCAUGGAAGACUUCUUUAAAGAGGUGGAAGAGAUACGGAUGAUGAUCGACAAAAUUCAGGCAAAUGUCGAAGAAGUGAAGAAGAAACACAGUGCCAUCCUGUCGGCUCCACAGUCAGAUGAGAAAACCAAACAAGAACUUGAAGACCUCAUGGCCGACAUUAAAAAAACUGCCAACAGAGUAAGAGGGAAACUUAAGGGAAUCGAGCAAAAUAUUGAGCAGGAAGAGCAGCAGAGCAAGUCGAAUGCUGAUCUAAGGAUACGAAAAACGCAACAUUCGGCGCUGUCGCGCAAGUUCGUCGAGGUCAUGACGGAGUACAACCGGACCCAGACCGACUAUCGAGAGCGUUGCAAAGGAAGAAUACAACGACAACUGGAAAUUACGGGUAGAGCAACAACAAACGAGGAACUCGAGGAAAUGUUGGAGCAGGGAAAUUCGGCCGUCUUCACGCAGGGGAUCAUCAUGGAGACUCAGCAAGCCAAGCAAACACUGGCCGAUAUCGAAGCUCGACAUGCAGAUAUUAUAAAAUUGGAAAAUUCAAUUAGGGAACUGCAUGAUAUGUUCAUGGAUAUGGCUAUGUUGGUUGAAAGUCAGGGCGAAAUGGUGGACCGAAUUGAGUACCAUGUGGAAAACAGUCGGGAUUACGUUACAACGGGGCAACAAGAUUUGGUCCAAGCCGUCAAGUAUAUGGCCAAAGCCAGAAAGAAGAAGAUUAUGAUCCUGAUCUGUUUAACCGUGCUUGGGCUGAUUGUGGCAUCGUACGUUAGUAGCUACUUCAUGUAAAACAAAGACAGAGAUGAGAUUGAAGCGCGGAUUCCACAGGACAGCGCACACAAAACUGGUUCUACGGUUGGAUUCUGAAAAAGACAAAAACAAAGUGAAUGUUGCAACAUGCACACACACACACACGGCGAAAACAACGGAAUGGUUCUGGAGUUGAAUAGUAGACCCGCGUGGUUUCUUCUAAUGCAUUGCGUAUAACAGAAAAUGACCAAAAACGCUUCAUCAAAGAAAAAUAAGGGAGAUUAAGAGCAGAUAAUUUCGUACACAUUGUUUGUUUAUAGAAGUUUAUCGAAACGAUGUGUUUGCCUACAAGAGAGAGAAACUCAACAAGAAAGUUUUGUUCAUUCUGUGCGAAACACAGUGACAAAGGAGAGAACCACUGAAGUAUUCGCCUAUCGGCAAAUCAUCUUACAUCUUAUAAGGCAAUGCUUUUAAGACGAAGUUUGCAGCGAAGAUGGCACUGUGUACCGAAAUCGAGAAAAACGACGCCUAUGAGGCAGCAUAUUACAAGUCUAAUUCUGAAAUCCAUACCACCAAUAUUAAUUUGUCUUUAGUUUGUUAUGCAUUCAACGCAGCAGCUGUCUACCGGUAAUGAUGAAGAGCGGCAAUGAACAUGUUGAAGCAAUGUGUGGCAAACAAUUACAUUGUAGAUUCUCCUGUUAACAAUUAUGGUGUGUGAACAACUUAGAUAACAGAUCGCAGGAUUGAUUGUGCCAGGAGCAAAAGAAAUGGAGUGAGGAGGAAGCAAUGUUUUGGGCAGCAAAUUAUGUGCGACUAUUGUCAAACAAAUAACAGCUAAGCCAUUCAUCGGUUUAAAAACGAGCCACCACAAUUCAUUUCAAACGUCGCCUAUUCUUCAUUCGUCAAUCUGCUUAUUUCUACAUCGCGUGACGAACCAGGGCUUUAGAUGCAAGAUACAAUGAUCAAUUUACAACCAUCACCAUUUUGCGUAAUCGAAAGUAUUCGUUGCUAAUACGACGAGAUUCCCCGACCGAGUAACUAUUCCCAACGGGGGCAAAAAUUAUUCGACGGCUAAUCUGUCAGCAAAAACGUUAGAACGAAAAGCAAUCAAACAAGCGCUGCAAUCAAAACUAUUAAAAUAGAGGAACACAACAAUUAAAAGCCCAGAGCAGCACAGAGCAGCGGACCUGACAUAGAGAGAUCCCACAAAGAAACCAAAAUCAAGAUAGAAAACAGUAUAACUCCUCUUCAUAUGUGCUCUAAUUUUCUCAUAAUACUCACUUCAGCACAACAGUGUCUCUAUCUCUUUUGAAUAUUGUGUAAAUUGUCACAGGUGUCGCACCGCAAUUGCUGCUCUUGCACCCGGGCAAUUAUUUGUGAAAGAGCACACAACAUUACUAACAUGACACCAGAACCAAAAACAAACAAACUCGGUAACACGUGUUCAACAUGAUAUAAACACCACUACAGAAACACUGACAGGAGAAGAAGCAAUCUGGAUCAGAAAACAAUUAAGUUAAAACUUGCCUGUUCAGCCGUACUCAUCGGACAUGCCUUUGAAAAUGGUAACGUAGAACCCUCCCUCUCUGCUUCCUCGGUAUGGUUGAGCAGGGAGGAUCAUAUUAUAAAUCCGGCCAAAAGGUUCCGCCGUCUGUGUACAUCUGGUGCAGCAAUACGAGAGAGCCCUCUAGCUGCGCUCUACAGCAUCUUUAACCUUACGUUCUGGCAAUUUUCAAACAACGUAUAUUAUUGUUGAACCGAUAAUUCUACAAGGUUGCGAAAGAUGGAGCAAAAUGCUAAAAUUGCUAUAAACACAAACAUCAAGAUCCCUAGUGAAAACGGAUUGAUUCUGUUAAAUUAAUUCUCUUCUAGAAUGGCGAAACAAUAGGUGGGAGUGAUGGAAUACAUUUAAUAUGACAACAAUGGCAAUAAAUGUGAACGUAAAUAAGUGCAUGAGGAAGAAAAGCCCAGCUUACCAACAAAGAGACCAUCCUGUGCGUAUAUCGGUACCAGAAAUGUAUUCAUGCUUUUACAUGAUGAAGGGCGAUAAUCACAUUAUCCAAGAUUGUAUUGUAUUGAUUUUUGUUUCGUGUGCAGUCAAGAGUGGUAAUAUCGCGUGUGUAACGCGAGUGCUGUACUAGUGUGUGAGGCUAGAACGUUGGAUGUAUCUUUGCAUAUCCCGGCUCUGCUUUCUGGUGGUGCAAUGGCACGUUUAUUUUGUUCGAUGUUAGGACACAAAACAACUGUCGGGGAAACAGCAAUUGAACGCCAUUAAACGUAAAUUGUUCAAGAAAAUGUGUGAUAAUAAUUAAUUCGAUAAAGGUCUCUCGACACACAGAAACAAAUACACACGUACACGCAUAAAACACUCACUCACAUAUAUACACUGCUACUUGUCCCUAGAUCGAGUUAAACUGGUUAGGAUUGAGUGAAGCAGAAAUCUAAUAACUAAGAUACAAAUACAAAAAGGACUACCUAAGAGAACAAAUAGUAUAUUUUAGAAUAGGCGAUAAAUCUAUACAGGCACACGAUAUGUACAUGGUAUGGAGUUCAGGUGUAGGAGAGUAAACAACCCCGCACGAUAUCCUGACACAAGAAUCAUGAAACAAGAAUCAGAACACAUGCGCCAACAAUUCAGAGCGCGCUAGGGCCGGCAAACACGGAGUGAUCGCUAAUUGCGGUAAAAUGUUUGACCUUUAGUUGACGAUCCUCCCAACUUUGAAGCUGAGAGAUAGUUAAUUAUUUCCGGAAUAGGCAGGCGGCAAUCGUUUGUAGUUGUCCAUUUGUUUCAUAUUCACAAGAACAAACUGCAUUCUGUGUGCAAUUAUGCGCUUCCAGAUUAUAACAGCACUCUCACUCACUCUCGGUACAUGAGCACAUGAGAAUAGUCAAUUUAUCCUGUACUAUACUGUCCUUAGCACGGCGCGCCUCGGGAAGCGUCCCGAAACAGUCUGAGUUGUAGUUUAACAUUGUUUUGUCUGUUUUGUUUUCCUGUUUGUGUCCGUGUUUUCUUUGUAGUUGCAAGAUAGUUACGAGUGUCCAACGGUACGAACAAUUUUGUUUAUGAGCAGACCAGCCGCGUUGCCGCUCACUAAAUUCGUUUUGCAACAUUACAAUUGCAAAGUGCGGGAGGUCAGCAAAUUUCGUUUUCAAAGGGAAAUGGGAGAUGGAUGGAAAUCAGAAAUCAGAACAGAAUUGAAUACUGCCCAAUAAUGAUGCAAAGUAAAUGUAACUCUAAAGAACAAACUAUUUACAUCUCUUUCAUCAUAUGCAAAUGCAAAUGCGAUAAGGACCCGUGUACACACGCUUACAAACACUGCAUCCAAUACUGGCGCAGUUGGAUCUAGCCGUGUGUGUAAAACAUUUCAAUCCCCUCAAAACUAAUAGGGAUGAUUGUCGGGAAUCGUCGGCUUAGGAAAUGUUUCACAUUGUUUAUAUAGACGAAAGCCCCUCCAUGCUGAUGGUACAUUUGGUCACUUCACGUGUGUUAACGUAUGCGUUUGAUGCGUAAUGUUUUACAAUGUUACAUUUGUUGAUUCCGUUCAUACUUUAUUUAUUAUGUUCCACAAUCUAGAAGAAGAAGCUAGACCUGGUUGAUCAGAUCGAGUGUCUAUCGUUAUGAGGCUUACCUGUGCCACGUAGAGUUGCUGGAUGGCAAAGAAUAGGUGUGGAAAUGAUCGAAAAAAGCGAUAGGAAAACGAUACUGUUACGUCAAUUGUUAUGCAGCAUGCAAGGGGAGCAAAAGCAAAAAACUAUGUUCGUGAUCAUUGGAAGUAUCUGUGUGGAAUUACUCUUUAUGGUGCAUAGAUAGUUGUUUUUUCAACUUUGCUAUUGCUAGUAUGAAAAAAAUGGUAGAAUAAUUUGCGAUAAGUUUGAAACGCUCCGUUUCAGUUAAUUAGAGAUCUUAGUUUUGUGUAUAAUUUGUUAUUCGUAUUACCGAAAGGGCUGAACAAUGUGUGGUAGUUAUAGCAAAGAGAAAACGAUGUGAACAGAAACACACACACACACACACACACACACACACACACACACACACACACACACACACACACACACACACACACACACACACACACACACAGACGCAAAACAGUAAGCAAACAGUUGAAAUCAGAUUUGUGAGUAAAGGACGAAAUGUAAGGCAUUUAUAUUUAAGCAAAUAAUUAGUUAAACAAUAAUGUAUUUGAGGAAAAAAAGAGGGCAAAAACGCGGUAGAAUAGUGGUAAAGAAAGUCCGUUACAAGUCAAUGGUCGCAAAAGUCAGCAACAACAGUAACAAAGUUUACGUGAAAAUCAUUACAUGCAGUGAGAUAACUUAGAUGAGAGGGAGCACUCGACACGAGAAGUGGUGGUGGUGGUCAUAAAAUGUAGAGUAAUCAAAACACAAUUUUACCGGCGACAGCUAGUAUAAUGUUCGCUAGAUUUGGAGUUGCAUCUCUUGAAUUAAUCCGAACCCGAGAUAUUGGCAAUAGUAGCGCAGAAUGUUAGCAGAAAUCAGACCAGCACACGUGUGUGAAUAGUUCUUGCCUGCAAUAAAAGGUUGAGAGGAGAAGAAAAAAGAAGCGGAUGUAUGUCAAAAAACCGGAGUUUGCGCUGGCUGAUAGUUAAUAUCAUAAGGAAAGUACACAUAGCAUCUAAAACGAAAAUGCGAAAAAACACAAAAAAUAUAGCCUAUUCACUUAAAUAGUUAUUUAAUGCAAACUAUAUAUCUACAAGAAGAAGCGUGUCGAUCUCGUUCCGAUGAACCCUUGCGAACGGAGGAACGAGACACGUAGUAACAUUAUGAGGCGAACAUGAAUAACAAUUGUCACAACAACGUAUCAGACGAAAAGAUCGACCACCUGACUCUUUCACACACUGCUCUUACACAACAGCAUAUAACAUAAAGUAAGGUUUAGACACGAAGCCACACACCACGGUUAGAAAUCGGACUCGGAGAUCGAGUUGAUGCAUGAUAAUCGCGAAAAAUAUAUACAGACGCACGUCGCGCGGCAGAUGGCGCGCAUAAAGAAAAGUAAUCUGCAAGGAAAGGAAAGGAAACAGAAGCAAACAAGCAACUAGUCGGGAAUGUCAAUACAGCGCGCAUCAUUUUGCCGGUUUAAGUGGUUUAAUACUAGCAAAUAUCUAACCGAAAAAAUGGAAACCAACUGGCUAGGGGAGGAGAUUCUGCACCCUGUUGUACAGUAUAUAUUUUUCUCUCUAUUUCUCUUGUAUCAAUUAACAAAGAAACAAUUGGGCGACUCAAGAACUGUACGCUGAUGUACAAAAAGGAAGCAACAUGAAAUCGAUAGUAAGCAACCUUAUUUAGACAGAUAAAAAAGAAACAAAAAAUCUAAAAACAAGAACAAGAAAAUAUAAGUAACAAUAAGGCAAAGCAACAACUCAGAACAAAUAAUUGAUUAAUGAGGCUUUCGUGCAGGAUGUUCUACACAGUUAUCGCUCAGAGAGAGAGAGAAGAAAAAACACAUUAAUGGCACAGAAGUGCUACAAAAAGGACGACAAACAAGUACGAGUCGGACCCUUGCUGACAGAGGAAAAUCACAUGCGCACUAGAAUUUUGUGUGGCGGCGAUAUUUUGAUGUUGACAGUCCAAAAUCCUGUUGUGAGGUAUUGUUUUCGUCGCCAAAAAACCUAUUGCGGAGAAUUUUCCAUUUCGUUUCCAUACCGUGAUGUAACGCUCACGCUCUGACCGCUGAGCUAAUCGCAAUGGUGGGAAGAGAGUAAAAACUGCAUAUUAUAAACACGCUAAGUGCUACACUGCUGCUACGCGCCAUCGUGCAUGCUAUUGUUUACGCUGCGCUGGCCGUUUGUUACCGAAAAAAUGGCAACGCUAAAGAAUACCCUUUCUGAACUUGUUGAAUAUGUGAGACCCGUGCUUGAACUGUACUCGUAAAGUGAGUUGAAAAAGGGUAGCAAAACCAAAGGCAAAUAAGACCCGUACCGCGGACUCUUAAAACCGACCUAUCACACAAGAACUUGUGAGCAAGUGAUACAGAAGCAAAGAAUACAAUUGAGUUCAAAAAAUCCCAUUUUCGCCUAGACAAAUAAAACUUGUUGUUCAUUCCAUACUGUCUAAAUACAAGCAAUUGAUUUUACUUUGAAAUCUUGAUGUUGAUACUUGAUUAAAAGCGAAGCGAAGUAAAAACCGCAGCCAUAAAAUGGAAAGGAAAGACGCUACUAGGAGGAGCAAGGAUGCGCUUGAUUCUAUUAUAGUUCUCUGGAGUAAAACAGAAAAGAAACUUAAUCAGAAUCAUUACACCAAAAACACAAAUACUAUUAAUUCCAAAACAAAUCGCCACCAUACACGUAAACACAUCAACAAGCGCAGAGAGAUCGCAUCGCGCACACAAAGAGAAUUUCCUCACGCGUACAAAAGCAUGUGCAAAACGAAAGUAAAACAGGACACACAGAAAGGACAACACAAAGUAGCGAUGUAAAGUAAUAAGACAACACAUUCCGAACAAGAAAAAAAAACAGCAUAACGAAACAUAUACAAAAAAAUCGUGAAAGUGAAUAGCGCCGAAGACGACGAAAAAACAAAACAAAACAACAAAAAAAAACAUGUAAAUUGUUGCAUUUAAUCAUAAGUCCAUUUUGAAGUUAUUGCGAAGUUAAAUGAAAGUAAAAACAAAAAAAAACAGAAACAAAA